UUUUUUUUUUUUUGCAGCGGUCGCUUAUUUUCCGCCACUGAGGAAUGUAGGGAGUUAGCUUCGCCUGAUUAGCUAAACUGCCAAUUUUCUACAUUUUAACGGUCGCAACUGCUCUCAGGUGCUGAAGAUGAGUUAUCCAGGUUAUCCCCCACAGGCAGGCGGCUACCCACCCCAGGCAGGCGGCUACCCACCACAGGCAGGCGGCUACCCACCACAGGCCGGGGGCUACCCACCACAGCCAGGGGCAUAUCCUCCCCAAUCAGGUGGCUACCCUCCAGCAGCCGGUGGUUACCCUCCAGCAGCCGGUGGCUACCCUCCAGCAGCCGGUGGCUACCCUCCAGCAGCAGGUGGCUACCCCCCACAAGCAGGCGGAUACCCACCUCAGGCUGGUGGUUACCCUCCUGCAGCAGGCGGUUACCCUCCAGCAGCAGGGGGCUUCCCUCCCCAGGCUGGUGGCUACCCUGGCCCAGCUGGAGGCUUCCCUCCUCAGGCUGGUGGAUACCCACCUCAGCCUGCUGCAGGAGGCUAUCCUUCUAUGCCUCCAGCAGGCGGAGGCUGGGGUGCAGCACCAGGUGGCACGCCAGGAGGAGCUCAGCAGGGAUUCCCAGGGGGCCCUGCCCCAGGCCAACCCAUGCCAAAUUACCCCGGAGCCCCUGCCACUAACCCCUCGAUGCCUGCCUAUGGAGGUGGAGUUCCAUCCAACCCCCAGGCACCAGCCAUUCCUCAAGGGUACAGGGGCUCCAUUAAAGAUUUUCCAGGGGCCGAUCCACUGAAGGAUGUUGAAGUUCUCCGAAAAGCCAUGAAGGGUUUUGGCACUGAUGAAAAUGCUAUUAUUGAACUUCUGGGAAGUCGCACUAACAAGCAGAGGGUUCCAAUGGUCGCUGCUUACAAAACUACCUAUGGGAAGGAUUUAAACCACGAUCUGAAGUCUGAGCUCACUGGAAGCUUUGAGAAACUGGUUCUUGCCAUGUUGAGGAGUCCAGCGCACUUUGAUGCAUCUGAGCUCAGAGAAGCAAUAAAGGGUGCAGGAACUGAUGAAGCUUGUCUGAUUGAGAUUUUAUCAUCACGUUCCAAUGCAGAGAUUCAGCAGAUCAACACAAUCUACAAAGCUGAGUAUGGGAAGAAGUUGGAAGACGCUAUCAGCAACGACACCUCUGGUCACUUCCGCAGACUUCUGAUCUCUCUUUGUCAGGGAAAUCGAGAUGAAAGGGAGGCUGUUGACAUCGCUUUGGCCAAACAGGAUGCUCAGAAACUAUACGCUGCCGGUGAGAAUAAAGUGGGAACUGAUGAGUCUCAGUUUAAUGCCAUCCUGUGUGCUCGCAGCAAGCCCCACCUUCGGGCAGUCUUCCACGAGUACCAGCAGAUGUGUGGAAGAGACAUUGAGAAGAGUAUUUGCAGGGAAAUGUCUGGAAAUGUGGAGUCUGGCAUGGUGGCUGUGGUGAAAUGCAUCAAAAACACCCCAGCCUACUUUGCAGAAAGGCUCAACAAGGCCAUGAAGGGAGCAGGGACCAAGGACACAACCCUGAUUCGGAUCAUGGUGUCCCGCUCUGAGGUUGAUAUGUUGGACAUCAGACGGGAGUAUGUGAAGACUUACGGAAAGUCACUGUACACUGACAUCUCUGGAGAUACUUCUGGGGAUUACAAGAAGCUGUUGUUGAAGCUGUGUGGCGGCAGUGACUAGACAGAGAGGAAGAUGACCUCCUAUUAGGACAUUGUAUACGUCCACAAUAAAACAAUAUUACCUUAUAUCGCCUUUGUUGCAUGCACCUAAAAUCAGUUUUCAGAUGACUUUAGUGUAUCAAUGCUAAUUUUGUAUUUUCUUAAGUGAUAUGAUUUCUGCAACAGCAGUAGAUGCUCUAGAUCAGGGACAAAUCAGAUUGUAAAGUUAACUUUUAAAUUUUAAUUAAUUUCCUGUAGUAAUAAUUUAGUAAAUCUGUUCCAGUAGAUUAUUUAAAAUUAAUUGCAAACUCCAA
Molecule: messenger RNA, 1973 nt
Organism: Melanotaenia boesemani (Boeseman's rainbowfish)
Lineage: Eukaryota; Metazoa; Chordata; Actinopteri; Atheriniformes; Melanotaeniidae
Gene: anxa11b
Product: annexin A11b
Exons: 15
Coding region: 128-1681 (517 amino acids)
Biological process (GO): phagocytosis; cytokinetic process
Cellular component (GO): cytoplasm
Molecular function (GO): calcium ion binding; calcium-dependent phospholipid binding
Source: RefSeq, a predicted model, not a curated record